Molecule: messenger RNA, 10360 nt
Organism: Microplitis mediator
Lineage: Eukaryota; Metazoa; Arthropoda; Insecta; Hymenoptera; Braconidae
Product: abl interactor 1
Exons: 6
Coding region: 274-1650 (458 amino acids)
Biological process (GO): actin cortical patch localization; plasma membrane tubulation; endocytosis
Cellular component (GO): actin cortical patch; Rvs161p-Rvs167p complex; mating projection tip
Molecular function (GO): lipid binding; protein binding
Source: RefSeq, a predicted model, not a curated record
UAUUAAAGAUAAAGUCGUUAAGUAGCAGAUGAUAACGGCUGUUUAAAUGUCAAACAAACAAAGUCAUAGGCGUAAUAUAUCAAUAAUAUUGUCACUAUAUCACUAUUGAAAGGAGUAACACAUUGACAGCUUUGUGCCUUGGGAAUAAUAUUUAAAAUAUUAAACUUAUCUAUAAUGGGCGUUUUGUUUAUUUAUUUAAAUGUUAUAAUUGUUUGUAAGUGAGAUCAAAUGUGUUGGAUUUUAUUGAAUCAAUUAUAAUUUUACUUAUCAAAAAUGCCGAUUCCAACAAGAACAGCACCUAAACCUCCUGGAAAUUCAAUUGAUCAAAGAAAUAAUACAUGGAGUAACAAUGACCCGUUUGGCCCUUUGACAAUACCUCAACCAGUUCAAAAAAAGAAACCACCUCCACGGCCACCACCUCCUCGAAUAAAAAAAGACAACAUUCAAAAUAAUUUUAAUAAACCAAAAAAACCCACUAGACCAACAGAACUUAUUACAAAUUUAUUUGGAAUCCGAGCUGCUAAACAGUCGCAAGUGAAAUCAUUUUAUUCUAAUAAUCGAUCAUCAACUACAAAUGGUCAAUCAAACAAUUUACCAGAUGGAACAGUAUCAUUGAUUGAUUUAAGCCCUCCUGGAUCUCCUACAUUUACCACAAGAUCAAGUAGUGAUGGUGUUAGUAUCGAUAGUUUUGGGAGUGAUGGAAAUUCAAAUCCAUCUGUAUUUACAAAUAGUGGUAAUACAUCACAAAAUGAAAGUGCCUUUGAAGAUGAUUUUGAUUUUUUUGGCAAUUUAGCUAAACGUACUAUUCAAAAUGAUCCGUGGAAACAAAAUACAAAUUUUGAUCCAUUUUCACAAUCAAAAAGUACCACUACAAAUAUGACAAAUGGUAUUAAACAUAUUGGUGAAGCUUCUUUUUUCGCUUAUAACAAUGGCCCAACGCAAUUAUUUACACCAGCAUCGACGACGACCAAUGUCUCAACGAUGCCGACAAUAAUUCGUGCUCGACCUCCAAAACCACCAGCUCCUAAAUUACUUACUACUAGUUUAGCGCCAACUGUUCCAAACUUUAGUGUUUCUUCAAGUGAAAAAAAUCAUAAAAUUGUAAAUAACUCUUGUAAAUUAAAUGAAAGUUCAACAUGGCCUACAAAAUUCAAUGAAACAUUUUCUCAUGGUAAUUCUUCACCACCGAUGCCAUCAAUUCCACCACCAGCACCUCCACCAGAAUAUUUAACACAAAUAGAGUGUCCAACAACACAAAAAACACCAAGACCGCAGGGUAUUGCGUUGUAUGAUUUUGAAGCAACUCAGCCUGGUGAUCUAGCAUUAAAAGAAGGCGAUAUUGUUAUUUUGACGAAGAAAAUUAAUGAUGAAUGGCUGGAAGGUCAAGUGGGCAAUCAUACCGGGAUGUUUCCUGCAAAUUUUAUAGAUAUUACGGUACCAUUGCCAGAACAAUCCCCCAAUAUUGUAAAUGCAUUGUAUACUUUCAAUGGAGAAACAUGGGAAGAUUUAAGUUUUGAGGAAGGUGCAAAGAUUAAAGUUUUAUCAAAAAUAUCAGACGAUUGGCUUUAUGGUGAAUAUCAAGGUAAAAAAGGACAAUUUCCGACGAAUUAUGUCGAUCGGCUGCCUCAAAAUUUACCGAAAUAUAAUUAAUUUUAAUGAAAGCUAAUGUUUAUAAUAACAUUUAACAUGAUUUGAAAUGAAUUAUGUUCUAUAAUUAAUUUUGUAACGUUAAAUCUAAUUUGACAGUUCUUUAUAAUAAGAUAAUUUAUAAUUAGUAAAAUGGUAUGAAUAUAUUUUUGCUAAAAAUUAUAAUGAAACAAUAAUAUCAGUCACUAGCUGUGUUUAAAAUACUUUAGUUUUAUAUUUUUUUUUCUUAUAUGAGUUUUCAAAAUACAAAAAAAAAAAAAAUUAAAUUUUUAAAUAGUAAUUUGAGAUAAAAAUUGUCUGGUCUUUUCACAGUUAAUCCAUUAAUUCAGUGACACUUAUUCAUAUUAUUACUUAAAAAUAUUUUUAUUUCAAUAUAGUAACAAUUCAGUUAUAAUUUCAUAGAUCUACACAAAAUGUAUGUGCAUUCAAUUGAACAUAUUAUUAGAUAUUUAAAAAUUUUUUUCAUUUAAAUAUGACAACUAUUAUAUAAACAUUUACGCUUACGUCAAGUUCGCCACUGUACGGAUGUACUCAAUACAGAAAACAGUAUUUUUCCAAAAAAAUAUCGCCGCUGUAUGUAUGUCGGUACAUGACAUCCAAUAGCGUUACCUGUGUAUUCAAUAUCCUGCAGUAUACAGUAGGGUAAGCUAAAAAAACCGACCUUUUUUUUUUGUUUUCGAGUCUCAUAUGAAAUUUUUUUAGUUUCACAUGUUUUAAGAGGCCUCUCCAAAAAUCAACUUGGUGAACAAUUUUUAAGGGGUCGCUCGAUAAAUUUGGAAAUUCUAAAAAUGAUUAAAAUUCAGAUUUUUUUAAAAAUUUUUUCUUUUUCAUGGCAGAAAUAUUUUCUAUCUGUAAAAUCAAUGCCAUGCUAAAAAUUUUAGCUCAGAAUAUAGAUUUUUAAACGUCACUAAAGAAUUUUGAAUAUUAACUCAUAAUAGGUAAUUAAUACUUUGAAUUAAUUUUUGUAUUUUUUUAUACAUCAAUUAUUAUUAUUUCACUAAAAUACAACUUUUGGAUAACCGAAAAUAUACUGAACAAUCUUAAACAAUAGAAUUGGGUAAGAUUUGAAUAACAAAAAAAGCCUAAAAAUUGAAUAAAAAAAUAAAAAGUAUGUAAAUAACUAAUUUUUUCUAUGUCUCAGGUUCUAUUUUUAUUCGUUAUGAUAUAAAUUGAUAGUAAAAAAAUUGAGAUGAUUUAACAUUCAAGGAUUGCUCGAAAACGUUCAAAGAAAGCACUCGGAAACAUUCAAAAUUCUUGAGCGACGUUUAAUUACUUAAAUUUUGGGCUAAAAUUUUCAGCAUAUUUAUUAUUUUACAGAUAUAAACUAUUGCUGCCAUGAGAAAGAAAAAAAGAAAAUUAAAUCUGAAUUUCAAUCAUUUUUGGAAUUUUCAAAAUUUUCAAUAUUUUUGGAGAGGGUUUUGAAAAUAUGUUAAAUCAACAAAUUUUCAUAUGAGACUUGAAAACAAAAAAAUGUCUGUUUUUUUGGGUCACUAUAGUAUACAGUGUUACCGAUAUAACGAUAAUAUUUCUGAGAGUCGGUUUGGCCCGGAGCAGUGCCUCCUUCAAAUCCAUGUGAUUGUCUGAGGGCAUGGACAUUUGACAAAAUAGAGGCACCGAUCUUUAACACGGCCACGAACAAUUACUUUAGAUAUUCGGCUAAUACUAAAGCAAUUGAUGGGUAAUGUGGACUGAGUGAAGCGUAAAUUAAAAAAAUAAAUUAACGAUAAAUUUUUUUUUCGUGCAUUAUACUCAGAAUAACACUCAGAAUAGUCAAGAGUAUAACUGAUAUAUAUUGUUUAAAAAAUUAUUAAUAUGGAUCAUUAUCAUAUUGAUUAAUUAAAUUAUUAUUGAUGAUUGAAAACUAAGGACCAUUGUAUAUAUAGAAAUGGGAAAAUGUUUUAAACCUAUGGAACAGUCCUAAAACUUCCCACUGUCUAUGAGCUCCAAAUCAUUGAUAGGUAGAGAUAUUUAGUUUUUCGAACUAAAAAAAAAUUGUUUCAAAACUUUUUAUUCACGAUUACUCAUGAAUAAGUUAACAAAUUUAAAUUAAUCUUGCUGUAAUCGAAAUAGUUUAUAUACCACGAUUUGAUACAAUUUCUAAACCAAUGGAUUAGUAGCUUGAUAAUUAUAUAUUCGAUGAAAGAAUAUAUUGCAACAAUUUUUUAUUUUUAUUAACAGGAGUUAUCAGAAAUUUUUGGCUGAAUUUUUCUUGAAAACAAAAUCUCUAAAUAUAACCGACAGGCUGCGUAUAGAUGCACUACUGUCUAAUCUAGCGAAGUGUGCUUGAAUUUUUUUUUUAAACUAUUCGUUUGUUCAAUAGAUAAUACAACAGCAACAAAGAUAAUACCGUUCUCUCAAUUAAGUGUGAGAGAGAAAAAAAGUAAGAACGCCUGUUAAUUUUAUUUACAAAUAUUUUACAAACUAUUCGUACCAUUGAUUUAAAAUUGAUACAAAUCUUUAUAAAUUAUUUUGGUUUCAGAAAAUUAUUAAAUAAAAUUGUAAAAAAAAAAAAAAAUUGUACGAUAUCUCUUGAAAGAGUUAAUAGUUUUAAGUAAAUCGCAAUUAAAAAAGGUAAAGAAGCGUUAGAUUUGAUUAAAUUUUAGAACAUAUCACUCUUUUACUUUGUUCGUUAUUUACAAAAAAAAAAAUUUUGUAUUGAUACAAUGAAAGUAAAAAUUUAUUAAAACACUUGUUAAUAAAUUUACAUUUUUUGAAUAAUUUUAAAAUUUCGAUAAAUUUUUUUAAGAAUCUAAUUAAUUCUAAAACUUGACUAAUUCUUUAAUUAACUCGAAAGCUAUUAAAAUACACUAACGCAAAAAAUUAAAGGAACAGAAAAAUUUUAGAAAUUUUUUAGUGAUUUUUGCACGGCUGUAACUUUGUGAAAAAUAAUCGUAUCGAGAUUUAAAAAAAAAGUAUUUUAUAGCUUGAAAUCUCUUUCUUCGAUGCAUUUUCAUCAAAAUUUUUUUAGAGCUCCCGCUAUUGCGCAAACAUGAGAAAUACCGCGAGACUAAAAAUUUCCAAAUUUUUUUAUUUUUUUUUAAAGAGCCCACGGGCCGUAAAAAUUUUUUUUCAACGAAACCAAUGCAUAGGUCGUUUAGCGUAGAUUGAUUCAUUCAAGAAAUUCGAAAAGAAACGAUUUUUUAAAAUUGAUCUAAAAUCAAUAUUGUUUUUCAUUUUAAAUUUUCACAUGGUGAAGUGAAAAAAGUUAUGAAACAAUAAACAAAGAAUUUGGAGCUUCUUUCGUGUCAUCUUCAAAUAGAUACAAGACACGUACUAGCUAAGCAUAAUUUGUACUAAAAGUAUUAAUUAUUUAGAAGACUAUUUUUUCGUUUAUGUUAUUAUAUUUACAAUAAAUAAACUUGUAAAACUCAACGUUAACAUUGAGAUAUAACAAUAAUUUACUAAAAAAAAUACUUCUCGAUCGAAGAAGUUAAUUUUUUAUUGUUAUUAAGAACAUAUAUUCUUGCCUCGAGAAUCGAUUGAAAUAAUACACGGAAAUAAUUUUUUGAUAAAAAUUAUUCUGUAAUUUCGAGUAAUCCUGGGCCGUUGCAAAAAAUUGGUAUAUUUUGUUUUAAAUUUAAUAUUUUUUGUUUAAAUAUUAACGUUGCUAGACUAUGUAUUACUCUACUACUGAGUUAUUUUUUAAAAGUCUUAUAUUUAAUCGAUUAUUGUGAAUAUCUCAUCUUAAUCUAUUCAUUUUUACUCCAUGCGAUUAAUUUUUACUCCCCAAUAUACCAUUCUUUUAAACCCAUUAACUGUUUGAUGAAAAACUGCUUAUAACUCGAAUAAAUUUUCUUAUCUAUGGGAGUAAUUUUUACUCUAAACUGCAAAGUAAUAUUUCAGUAGUCUCCGUUGAUCUUCGGUUAAUAUCGGCUUCAAUUAAAUGUCUUUUAUUUUGCUCGCGACAACUUACAUGUUACGCACACAAACGUAGGCUUGGAAAAAAAGACGAUCUCUGUAUCUCUCUAUAACUUAAUAUUUAAUUUAAAAUUAAAAAAAAAUUUGUAUCUUUUCUUUUUCAACACAAUAAGAGUAAUUUUUUUUUUAUUAUUUUUCAAAAUAUUUAUUUUAAGUCAUAUUCUAAGGCAAUUAGAUGGUUUUUAGAUUUUUUAUGGAAAUUUCAGCCUAUUAAUUGUAAUUUUUAUUGUAAUUCAAUAUAAAUUUUAUAAAUUGGAUCAUCAACUUUUUAUCAUAACCUACGAGUAAAAAUUGAAUUAGGAGAAUUUAUUUAGAUAGCCGCUAGGUGUAAUUUUUACUCGUAAUUGUGAGUUAAAAUUAAUCUGAUUGAUUUUUACUCACUGAAAGAGUAAAAUUUUGUAAUUCGAAAGUAAAAAGUCGUAAUGGCCCAAGAUUACUCGAUUCAGAAUAAUUUUUAGAAAAAAUAACAUGGCAAUAUUCAUACGAAAAUUCUUUCCGUGUACCUUAAAUUUAAAAGUAAUUUAACUUAGUUCAUUCAUUGAUAUAUCAGAAGCUGUGAAAAAUGAGCAUAAGUUUUCUCAUUUCCAGAAAUUGUUUUUGCACAAAAUAUAUUUUCAAUCAAAACAAUGAAUUUUCGAGUCAAGAAAAUCUGUUUUGAGCAAAAACGUUUGUUUUCAUCGGGUUAAUCGUUUAAAUAGUGUUAAAAAAUACGCAAUUUUUUUAGUAAUGUAAACGUUUAUCUAUAAAUAUUAUUUUAUUCUUUAGUAUAUUAUUUUAUAAAUUAUCAGAAAUUGCAUUCUGCUGGAAAUUGUGUAAAUACAUUUUUUUAUGUCUUUUAUUGUAUUAACAAUUAAAUUAAAAAAAUAACUCGAGUGGGUAUUCCUUUUCCGCCGACAAAAUUAUCACUAUGCUUUUAUUUUUUACGGGCAUAAAAUGAUCUAACGAAUUUGGUCUUUUUACAAUAUUUUUAUUGAUUUAUUAUAGAUAAUAAAAUUUUUUUUUUUUCAUUUUUCAAUUUGAUUGAAAAUACGAAAAUUUUUUAUCUUUAAGACAUGUUCCGCUAUAACCUGGAUUAAAAUAUUUUAAUAUAACAAAAAAAAAAAAAAAAAAUCUGUCUAUUGGUUGACCCUGCGGGUCAGCCCCAAAACUUCCCGCUGUUUUCGAGCUUCAUGAGCUCAAAGAGCUAGAAAACAUUGUUGUGAAUACAUUUUCGAGAAUUCUUUUGUAUACCAUUGUUUUCGAAAAAACCGUUUUUUAGCAUUUCUUUCUCCCACGAUAUCUCACGAAUGAUCCGAUUGAGAUGGUUGAGGCGGUAAUUGACGUAUUCUAUCGAGUCCCAGAGCUGAUAAGAUUUUGGAAUUUUUUAGUUCAGUUGUUUCAAAGAUAAUCGCAAAAAAUCGUUUUUCACCAUUUCUUUCUCCCGCGAUAACUCUCGAGCGAAUUAUCCAAUUGAGAUGGCUAAGGCGUCAAUCGACGCGUUUUAUUGAGUUCUAGAGCUGAUAAGAUUUUGAAGUUGAUCGUAUAAGUCGUUUCUGAGAAAUCAAUAGAAAACUAAAAAAAAAACAUUUAUUUUUCGUGAUUCGCCAAUAUUUUCGAGUCUACUUGAUCAAAUGAUCUUAAAUUUUCAGAAAAGUUGAUGGCCAACAAGGUCUUUCGAUUGCCGCCUUAACCAUCCACACAUAUAGACAGACACUCGGACAUAAUUCUGAAAAUAGUCAGAAUAGCUUCCUAGGACUUCCAAACGUCGACAUCUGAUGAAAUUUCGAUUUUCGCAAAUCGUGGUGCAAACAAUAACUUCCCGAAUUUUUCGAAAAUCGUCGAUUUUCUUAGCGGGAAGUUAAAAAUAAUAAUAAUGAAUAAUCUUUAGAUAAUAAAGUGAUUAUUUGAAAAAAAAAAAAAAAAAAAAUUAAAUUUUUUUGAGACCAAUGUUUUUUACUCGAAAAAAUAAUCGAAGUUUUCGGUUUAUUUAAAAUGUCUUAGUUCGGGCUGUAGUCGUAUUUCUUAUGGAUAAAAUAAGCUCUUAUAGAUCAAAAUUGCUCGAUUGGUUCUUACAAUUCUAACUGCGCCAUCAUAAAAAGGGUAGUUUUGAGUAAACGCGUUUAAAGAUGUCACCAAAUCAUAUAUUAAACGGCAGCUUUAAACAUCUAUUAACUUCUGAAAUAUUUAGAAAUUACUACGGUCACUACAAAUUCUUUUACGUAAGGUAAAAGAUCUAAUACCCGAUCAGGGGCUAGUACUAGAUCACUCCAUUUAUUCGUAUAUCUAUAUUUAUAGACAUUAGAAUGAUUCAAAAAAACCGACUAUUUUUUUUUUCUUCAUUGUAUCGAAAAUGUUGUUGGAAAUGACGAAAAAAAAUACUGUUAAAGUUUGAGCUAUAAUAUUCUUAAUAUUAAUAUUAAGAGCUGCCGCAUCGCAAUUUUCUAUUUCUCGUUUAAAUAACAUGGGAAAAUUUAUUUUUUAAGCUUUGGAAUUUUGUAGCUCACCGUGGGACCAAUACUUUUGAAUGUUCAAGACAUGUUCCUAUGGGAAAUUUGACGCUCUAUAAAAAAGGUCUCUUAUAAUUUUUCGAUAUUGUUAUUUCUUUAAAAGUUAUUCGAAGUUAAAGUUAGAUUGACGAUAAAUUUUUACAUUUUUUACAUUUUUUGACGCAACCAUCAACUUUAUCGGAAAAUUUUAUAGGACAUUUUUUGUAGAGCAUUUUAUUUCCUAUAACUUAUCUUGAAGAAAAUUUUUGAUAUUACUCACAAAUUGUAAGUUAUUUGCAAUUAACUGAAAAUUUUCUCAAAUAAUCUAAAUUUUGUUGCUUUAAAUUAAUUAUAUUAAAUUAUCGCUAAUUGAGUUUUUUAAAUUAAUUCAACAUAUCAGACUUGGUCAGACAUAAACAGGCAUGCUCAUACAUGAACAGGCAAGGUCAUGUAUGAACAUUUUUUUCCUGGGUAUACAAAUACUUAUUUUUAUAAAAUUACACAAUAAUCGCUAAAUAAAAAAAAAAAAAAAAUUAUUUUUCGUCGGCGAAAAAGGAAUGACUCUUUGAAAGUAUUUAAUAUUACUUUCGUCAUCUAAAUUUAAUGGAAAGAAAUUCCGUAUAAAUAUUAUUUAAGUUCAAUAAUUUAUUAUUAAAAAUUAACAUGGUAUUAUGAAUAUUAUUAUUAAAUGAAUAAUCAAUUUAAAUUCAUGGAAGGUACGUACGGAAAGAGAGACCCGUACAAAAAACGAUAGAUCCACCAUAGAUAUAUGACAGCUUUCUGAUAGAUCUGUGGUAUCAUUACUACAGAUCUUUAGCAAAUCUACUAUAGAUCUAUGAUAGCUUUCUGAUGGAUCGGUGAUAAAUUUACCACAGAUCUAACAGAAAGCAAUCACAGAUCUAUGGUAGAUUUGCUAAAGAUCUGUGGUGAUCAUACCACAGAUCUGUCAGAAUGCUGUAACAGACCUACUGUGAAUCUACUAAAGGCCGCUGGUUAAUAUACCUCAUAUCUAUCAAAAAGCUAUCAUAGAUCUAUGAUCGAUUUUCUGAAGAUCGAUGGUGAUCGUACCACAGAUCCACCAUAGAUCUAUGGUGGAUCUACUGAAGAUUGUUGGAGUAUACCACGAAUCUAUCAGAUAGCUAUCAUAGAUCUAUGGUAAAUUUGUUAAAGAUCUGGGGUGAUCAUACCACAGUCCUAUCAGAAAGCUAUCAUAGAUAUAUAGUAGAUUUGCUAAAGAUCUGUAGUAAUGAUACCACAGAUCUAUCAGAAAGCUGUCAUAUAUCUAUGGUGGAUCUGGUAGAAAUUAGUCAUAAACAUCAAUCGUCAUAUUCUUUUCGGGGAGCCAAUAAUCCUAAGCACGUAAAAAAAAAUAUUUGUUUUUGGUCAGACAAUGAUUUUUUAUUUAAAAAUCUAGAAACACUGAUCUCACUCAUGUUGUCGCUGUUAUGAUUUCUCAGAUCGGGCGUCUAAAAAAAUUUUACAACGAAAAAAAAUUUGUCUAGAUGUAAAUUGGCUGAUUCGACAAAGCAAAAUUUUAUACGCCCUUAUGCCUUUAGAACUGAUCCAUCAGAAAGCUGUAUCAGAUUUGCGGUUGAUUUAUGUAUCUAUAAAACAGGUCAAUUAUGGGAUCGUUAUUUGAAAUAACCUAUUUUUUUAUGAAAAUUCACCAAAAUAUUUCAUUCCAGUUAAUUUAUACUAUCAUCAUCCUAUCAGUUUAUUAAAAAUAAAAAAAUACAGUUGUCUCCCCAGAGAAGCUGAUCAUAGACCUCUCAUAUAGAUCUAUCACAGAUCGAUGGUAGACUUUCUCGUUGAUCUCGGAUAGAUCUACAACCAAUCUAUCGAAGAUCUAUCAUUUUUUGUACGGGGAGGUAUCUCUCAAUAAACCAACAUUUAAACAAAUAUUACAAUAAGAAAAUGAUCGAAUAUUAUUCAUAUCCUCAUAUUGAAAAAAGAAAAAAAAACAAUGUUAAAAUAAAAAAUUAUUCAGUGUAAAUCAAUAAAAUUUAUUGUUACCUAAAUUUAUGUUCUUGUUGAAUAUUCAGUGACAUAAUAUUAAUAAUGACAAAAUUUGAUAUUAUUAUUGCAUUAUUAAUUAUUUUAAAUACAAAAUUGUUUGCUAUUUAAUAGAAAAAUCAAAUUUUCUUUUAUUUGUAGGAUUGUGAUAUAAAAUAGUCACAUAUUUUUGAUUAUACAUAUAUUGAUUGUGUGACUCAUAAUCUAUGAUUCAUCAUAUUCUAAGAUUAAAAAUAUUUAUACCUAACUGAUAUUGUUACACUUAUGUAUUGACAUACAAUGUGAUAUUUCAUUAAUAUAAAUCGACUGAACAAUAA